This is a messenger RNA of Bradysia coprophila, 727 nucleotides long. Its product is annotated as longitudinals lacking protein-like. Gene Ontology annotation, molecular function: protein binding. Gene Ontology annotation, cellular component: nucleus. The record is from RefSeq and is a predicted model, not a curated record. Gene Ontology annotation, biological process: regulation of transcription by RNA polymerase II. NCBI's taxonomy places the organism in Eukaryota, Metazoa, Arthropoda, Insecta, Diptera, Sciaridae.
UAUCAACCAACUUCACUCCAAUAACCCUCUUCUUGUCGUCAGUCAUUCUGUAAUUUCAUUGAAAGUUUUUGCUAUUUUGGAUAAAAUACAAUCGAAUUGCCAAUAGGAAUACCAAUCGAAAGGUGCAAUUCUCAUCAGUAAAAGACACAUUUCCGAUUGAAAUAGUUAACAUAGUAGCUGAGAGUUUCUUCGAUUAUCUAGACAAUAUCGUAUCUAUGAUGGCCGAUCAACAGUUUUUCCUAAAAUGGAACGAUUUUCAAACAAAUAUGGUCACUUCAUUCAGACAUUUACGGGACGAGAAAAGCUUCACAGAUGUAACAUUGGCAUGCGAAGGACAAACGUGUAAAGCACAUAAAAUGGUAUUGUCGGCUUGCAGUCCAUACUUUAAGUCAUUGUUGGAGGAAAAUCCAUCAAAGCACCCGAUUAUUAUUCUAAAAGACGUCUCAUACACCCACCUGCAAGCCAUUUUAGAAUUUAUGUAUGCGGGAGAAGUAAAUGUUUCGCAAGAACAAUUACCGGCCUUCCUGAAAACGGCAGAUCGACUUAAGGUUAAGGGUCUAGCCGAAACUCCUGCCCCAAUCAAGCGGGAAGGUUGAUGACCGCAUUUUUACUUUAUUUUGUAAAAUAAUGCUAUUUUUUAAAGUAAUUCACACCCACACACACACACACACACGUACAUCUAUAAAGCAAAGCAAAUUCAUUUGAACGUAAAGUUUAAUUAAAACAA